AUGGCAACUCCGAACUCAGGCCCACUACGGCCACGCGUCCCAUCCUCGCACACCGUCCUCACACCUCAUCCCUCCUCCAGCUCCACCCAAGCUGCUGCUCUCUCGUCAUCAGAGAGCUCUUCAAGCCUUCCCCCGGCUCCUGUCAUCGACCCUUCCCUCCUCGCCGCCCCCAUUCCUCCUCCUCUCGUCAAUGGUGGCAUCAACCUUGCCAUGGUCGCUCCCGCCUACUCUCCCCAGGUCACCUCAUCAUCAUCCGCCGGGGACCACCGCGAAAAUGACCAGGACUACUUCGGUCCUAUUGCUGGUUCCUCCGCUGCCGGCCCCAGCAACCAGUACAAGGACGACAAGGCACCGAUACAGCAAUGGGAUGGCUUCACCGUUCCCCCACCUGCCACCCUGCCAGACUGGCAGCAGCAGCCCCCCACUGCUGGGGAGCCGUCUCGACCUACUCAGGACCCGGAUGCUCCCUACGAUCUCGCCCGCAAGAAGGACGGCAAGAUCGCUCGCCCUCCCAACGCCUGGAUUCUCUACCGCUCCGAAAUGCUCAAACACCUCAGUGAGGGCAAGCCCGUCGAGGGAUUAGAGGCGGCGUUAGAGGAGCUCGACAACCCCACCGAGGACCCGAAGGACGGCAAGAAGUCCAAGAAGUCGAACAAGAAGGCGCCGGCCAAGGGCUCACAGGAGCUCAUUGGGCAGCUUGGCGGUGGCAAGGGCGGUCGCGGCCUGCCCCAAGCCGAAAUCAGCCGCGUUAUCAGCGUUCUAUGGAAGAGAGAAGACCCCGAGCGUCGUCGCCACUACGAAAAUCUGGCGGCCCAGGCCAAGGAGGAGCAUAAAAAACUCUACCCUGGUUACAAAUUUCAACCUAUGCGCAAGGAUGAGAAGGCGGCGCACAAGGCGGCGAGGCAGCGCGAGCGCGACGUGUGCCGUCGUACUAAGGCUGGGGAUAAGGCUGCCACCAAGAUUACACGCCGUCGUAACUCGCGUCACAAACGCUCCCCUUCCAAUGAGUUUGGCUCGACGCACAUGGAUCGAACGGAUUCGUGCUCCAGCCUGUCUUCCGAACAGGGCGGAUACUUCCACGGCGUGCCUUUUGAUACCCUGGGUCCUCACCCAUUCCCGCAAGCCCUCGGCGGCUUUGCUGCCGACAUUCCUGCAUCCAUCGCAGGGCGGGGCUUGCUGGGCUGCAAUGCUGACGCCUCCACCCUCGAAUUUCUUUCGGCAGCUGACGUUUUCGCAGACGGCUACCCCCCUUACAUGUCGGCCGCCCAGCCCCAUUCAACGCCUCUCAUGGGUCACCUCAUGUCGACGCAAUUCCCCUCGAGUUCCCGUUCCGGCUCUAUCGCACUUUCUCUCCCCGGCACCUCGAGUUCACCCGAGCACCACCACGAUUUCGGCGUUGAGCGCAGCGUGCCCAUGUUCGCUUCACAGUCCGACAUGUCGUACGACACUCUGCAGCAGAGCAUCGAGUUCAACGACGCUCACCCCAUGAUGGGUUACUCGACUAUGGCGAACGGAUAUGGCAACUCGGCGUAUGUUCCUGGACGCCCACUCCCGUACGGCCAGCCGAUCACUGCGGGAGGACGGCUAAAUCACAACAUACCUGCAGCUACGCCAUACCAGUUCACCCCCAUGAAGGUGCCCACGGAGUACCUCUCACACGUCCAGGGCACCAACGAGUACACGGACGACACCAUCACGGACCUCGCGGCUGUUUGGUGUGACAUUGAGGAGCCGCCCGUGCCUUCGCCGGCACCGGCUGCAACGGUCAUCCCCGCUACCAUCGGGGGCCAGAAUGGCCAGACUUGGGCCGAGCACCAGCGUGUUGAGAGCGCCAACAUGCCGCGCAUUCCCAUGGCUCCCCCUGGCGCGGGCCCGGAGGCCGGCUACUCUGUGCCUCAGUUCGUGAACCAGUACGAGAACGGCUCCGGCGGCAUUGUGACUCCGCAGCCUGGUCACCUCGAAGUGCCACGGAUGGCAGCCAGUGUCCACAGCUCGCCCCUCAGCCAGCCGAUUUUCUUUGAUCCCUCCAAACAGCCGCAGCAUGGUGUGAAGGCCGAGCACACGCCGAGCCCAUCAAUGCAGCAUGCGAUGACGCAGCGUGCCCAAGGAGGCGACACGCUCGGCCAAGGUCUCAUGCCCUCCCCCGUCGACCAAUCGUUCCCUCAGAACGUCAUCCUCCGCCCAGUGCAGCAGGGCCCCGUCGCCUCUCCUCAGCCAGCCUCAACGUACUACGACGCUAACAGCCCGUCGAACAUGCUCGUCCCGAGGCACUUUUCCAACUCGAUCUUCCCUCUCUCGCCGACGGGAACCCAGCUUCCCUCGUGGGCGCAGGACAGGUCGUUUUCGUCCUCCAGCCAGCAGGCACAGAUCAUGCCCUCCAUGUCGAUGACUCCGGGACAGCUUCUCGGAGACGACUGGGAGGACGUCCCCAAGCCGCCAGCCAACCUCGCCAGCCCGGUGCCCCUCAGCCAGUCGGCACCCGCUGGCACGAUGAUGCAGCCGAGUCAACGACGCGUCGUGACCGGCUUCGAGAAUCCAGCAGUCUGA
Molecule: messenger RNA, 2547 nt
Organism: Trichosporon asahii var. asahii CBS 2479
Lineage: Eukaryota; Fungi; Basidiomycota; Tremellomycetes; Trichosporonales; Trichosporonaceae
Exons: 5
Coding region: 1-2547 (848 amino acids)
Biological process (GO): anatomical structure morphogenesis; regulation of DNA-templated transcription; cell differentiation
Molecular function (GO): DNA-binding transcription factor activity, RNA polymerase II-specific; RNA polymerase II cis-regulatory region sequence-specific DNA binding
Source: RefSeq, a predicted model, not a curated record